AUGUCCCAUCGUCAGCGGGUUUCUUAUCAAACUCCGCCGCCGAGCCCUCAUAGAUCUCCUCCGCGCAGGAAUCCUGAUAUAUCUCCGCCUGGGGGUGGUCCCUCUAGAUCUUCACAGCAGGAUCCUCGGUCUCAAAAAACUUUAUCCUCCUCGGGCCAAAGAGCUUCAUCUACCAAGAGAGGAGAUCAACCGAAGGGACCUCCUGGUUCUAGGUACGCAGUUAGUCGUUCCUCUGUUCCUCCGCGUGAUGAUCCAAAAAGUAAGCAGACUCCUUCUCCUCCUCGUGGUGAAGCACUGUAUGUUCCACCCCUUCAUUCUAUGGCUCCGCCUACGGUGCCCCAACAGAGGCCUUCGGCUCCCCCUCCAGUAGUUCCUACUAAGGGAAAAUCCACCAAGGGUACUCGAAGCCUGAUUCAUCGAAGAACCUCCCUACUAAAAGGAAAGCCUCGGAGAUGA
Messenger RNA from Papaver somniferum (opium poppy), 456 nucleotides. Its product is annotated as serine/arginine repetitive matrix protein 1-like. NCBI's taxonomy places the organism in Eukaryota, Viridiplantae, Streptophyta, Magnoliopsida, Ranunculales, Papaveraceae. The record is from RefSeq and is a predicted model, not a curated record. The transcript has a single exon. Bases 1 to 456 code for a protein of 151 amino acids.